AGAAACCUGGGUGAAUACAAAUCCAGGGCUCCGUCUGUUUCCUUCUCCCCUUCUAAAACCCUAGCAAAAAGAAUAACACAUCAUCAAAACCGCCUUUCGCGGUCGUCAAUCUCCAGCUCCUUUCAACUCUCCGAAGGGGAAGCUACAACCUUUCACCGUCCAGUUUCCUUUCCAUCAGUCGUCUCUGUUCCCCCUCACGUCCUUGCCGGUGAGCAUCCAUCAUGGUGAAGAAGAGCAAGAAGAGUAAGAGUAAGAGGGUGACGCUGAAGAAGAAGCACAAGGUUAUCAGGAAGGUGAAGGAGCACCAUAAGAAGAAGGCUAAGGAAGCUAAGAAGUUGGCUCGUACUGGUAAGAAGAAGGUCGAGAAGGACCCGGGGAUUCCCAAUGACUGGCCCUUUAAGGAACAGGAGCUCAAGGCCCUUGAAGUUCGGCGCGCUCGUGCUAUAGAGGAAUUGGAGCGGAAGAAAGCUGAGCGCAAGGAACGGGCUCGAAAGAGGAAAUUGGGCAUACUGGAGGAUGAUUCUGCUGCUAUGGAACUUGGGGCAGAGGAGGAGAAAGAUAGGAAGCAGGUGGUUGAAGUCGCAAGAAAUCGGGAUAGUUCAGAUAAAGUAUUCUAUAAGGAGUUGGUUAAAGUCAUUGAAGUAUCAGAUGUCAUUUUAGAAGUUCUUGAUGCCAGAGAUCCGUUAGGCACCCGUUGUAUUGAUAUGGAAAAAAUGGUGAUGAAAUCUGGUCCUGAGAAGCAUCUCGUAUUGCUUCUGAAUAAAAUUGAUCUUGUUCCACGAGAAGCGGUUGAAAAAUGGCUCAAGUACCUUAGGGAAGAGCUACCAGCAGUUGCCUUCAAGUGUAGUACUCAAGAGCAGAGGUCGAAUUUGGGCUGGAAGAAAUCUUCCUCUAAGACAGCAAAACCAAGCAAUCUUCUGCAAACAAGUGAUUGUCUUGGCGCUGACACUCUCAUUAAGUUGCUGAAAAAUUACUCUAGAAGUCACGAUAUCAAGAAAUCCAUAACAGUAGGUAUUAUUGGUCUACCUAAUGUUGGUAAGAGCAGUCUCAUUAACAGUCUGAAGAGAAGCCAUGUUGCUAAUGUUGGUGCUACCCCUGGAUUGACAAGAUCAUUGCAAGAGGUUCAAUUGGAUAAGAAUGUUAAAUUGGUAGACUGUCCGGGUGUUGUCAUGCUUAAAUCUCAGGAAGACGAUGCAUCUAUUGCCCUCCGAAAUUGCAAGCGAAUCGAAAAGUUAGAUGAUCCCAUUAGUCCAGUGAAAGAAAUUAUCAAGCGCUGUCCAGAAAGGCUGCUGGUGACACUGUACAAGAUUCCAAGUUUUGAUUCGGUCGAUGAUUUCCUGCAGAACUUAGCUACAGUCAGAGGACGGCUAAAAAAGGGUGGUAUUGUUGAUAUUGAAGCUGCUGCUAGAAUUGUCCUGCAUGAUUGGAAUACUGGGAAGAUUCCAUAUUACACAAUGCCUCCAAUCAGGAAUCAGGAAGAAGCUUCAGAGGCAAAGAUUGUUUCCGAGCUAGGCAAGGAGUUUAAUAUUGAUGAAGUCUACAAUAGUGAAUCUUCAUUUAUUGGAAGUUUGAAGUCUGUCAAUGACUUCAUACCUGUUGAAGUUCCUUCCAGCAGCCCACUCAAUUUUGAUGAGAGCAUGUUAGAGGAAAAUAUAGAACCUGAAGCAUCAGGUAGAGCUGAAGAAGGCUCCGACGAAAUGAAGGAAGCUGAAGAAGACCAAGAUAUGGGUACAGGUGCUGGAGAUACCAGCAUGACCAAAUCAAAGAACUCAACCACCAGACAGAAUGAGAAGCUGUAUGCUGUAGAAGGCAUGGUGAACAAUAAGAUGAAAAAAGCCGAGAAGAAACGGAGGAAAAAGGCUGCUAAAGUGGAUGCAAUGGAUGAUGAUUAUGACUUUAAAGUGGAUUACAGGAAGGGUUCAGCCAUGGAUGCCGAUGAAGAAGAUGAGGACGGUGAUGGAAGCAAGAUAAUAUGUAAGGUGCCGAUGUCUGAUGUUCAGUUUCCGGAUGAUGAUUGAUCGAUUGAAGGAGAGAGCAACACUAUAAUCGCUUGAACCCCUCCUUUUUCAUUUACUUUUAGAUGGAAAGCAUGGCAACAGUUCUGGCAUGAAUGCCUACAGUUUUGAGUGUAUUUGUACUAGCAGACUGCCAUUUUCCGGCUAUCGAUCAAUGAAUGCCUACAAAUUUGUGACUGCAACUUGGUAAGCCGAUCAACGAAUUUGUUCUUGCUUUUCCGGUGAUCGAUCUAAUCCAGAAAGAUUUGUGGAUCUAUUUUAUUCCAUAUGAGAAUGUGAAUGAAGAAGGUACACAGGGUAGUAACACUAAUAUUCUCCCUUGCGAAGAGGGUAACUGAACUACUAUUUCAUUCGGCCCGAUGAUAGAACACCAAACUUAAAGGAAAAACUGUAGAAAGAGAAGACUUUUUAAAAGGUCAUGAGCCCGGCUGAAGAUUCAAUCCUGGGAGAAGAUCAUGCGCCGGUCACCACCUCGACCUCUGAAAUGUCGGUUUCAGGAUCAGUUGAUGCUUCGACUACUGAGGUAGUCUGUGCAGCUUCUUGCUUGGCCUUCUUGGCUCUCCCCACCACAUCUUCCUGCCAGAAGAGAAAUGAGCAAAGAACGUUUGCUUGACCAAGUUAAAAUGGGAGGGAAAUGAAAUGGAGAGUGAAGAGUGGGGAAAGAAGAGAAAGAAAGCGACGUCACCUGGAAGCCUUGUAUGUGCUUUUGCUGGUCAGAUUGAAGCUUCCCAAUGGUGCUCAUAAUCUCCCCAACAGCCGAUUCAAGCCGCUCGUUCAGCACUUCCGCUAGAGCCUUCCCCAAGAAGAAGGCAUCCAAAAAUGAAGUCAGAGAAGACGGUCUCUCUGGUAGUACCAGAAGUGGAGUCGGCGGAGUCGGUGCUGCUCCUGCAUCUCAGGCUGGUUCCACGGCGCGCAGUGAGGACCAGCUGGGUACUGGGUUUUGCGAGUCCGGAGCAGGCAAGGUGACGGUUCUGCGGCGGGGUAAAUGUGAUUGCGGCGGACUUGAAGGUUGGUUUGGGCAGGGAAUUGGUGGAGUGAGGCAGAAAGGCGUUCAGAAUUUGCGGGGAAGCUGUAACCCCACUCAUUCUUUUCUUUGUGAGUUUUCCUGUUCUCCCUCCCGAGUUGGUGUUUUGUCGUGGCUGCUCACCAUUUUCCCCUCUUGCCUGCUAUUUAUAUUAUUGGUU
This is a messenger RNA of Linum tenue, 3199 nucleotides long. NCBI's taxonomy places the organism in Eukaryota, Viridiplantae, Streptophyta, Magnoliopsida, Malpighiales, Linaceae. The record is from the annotation of a GenBank genome assembly.